AUGGCUCCGGCUUGUCAAUCAAAGUCAAGUUGUCAGCGCUGCAGGCACAAGCACAACACAUUAUUGCAUUUUGAAAAAGUCAGUCAAGGUUAUGCAUCAAAGCAAUAUACUAAUGAAGAUGAAGAUCCGCAAACUUCUUCUACUCCUCCAGAUCAGCGAAGGUCAUCAGUGCAUUCAUGUUUUGCAGCAAAACCAACAGAUACCCAUGUUUUUCUUUCAACUGCCAUAGUACAAGUGACUGAUAGUCGUGGUUUUAUGCGUGACACUAGAGCGGUAUUAGACAGUGGGUCUAUGGUAAAUUUUAUUUCGAGAAGUCUGUUAAAUGUCCUGCAGCUCAAUACUCAAAAGACAAGCUUACCAAUUCGCGGAGUGGGAGCUAGUCAAGUUCAGUCUGUAGCCAAGGUAGAAAUACAUGUGUAUUCUAAGGUCACAAAUUACAGAAUAAUUCUGCCAUGCUUUGUGUUACCAACUGUUGUGAGUGAACUCCCAGCAUGUAAUGCACAAACAAGUAAUUGGAACAUUCCUUUUGAUCUAAGAUGUAAACUGGCAGAUCCCAAGUUCGACAAAGCUGGGUCAGUCGAUAUCUUAAUUGGAGCUGGGAUAUUUUAUGAGUUACUAGAAGCAGAGCGCGUGUCUUUGGGAAUCGGAAACCUCAGUUUACAAGACACGAAACUUGGUUGGAUAGUCACGGGCGGACUCGAAGUUACUUGUCUUCUAGGCAUUAAUUCCCUCGGAGAAACAAUGGAAAGUGACUGGAAAGCAAUACUUGCAGAUGAGCAACAAUAUGGUAAAGGAUCAAAGGCAAAUCAAAGGUGUGAAGAAGAAGAGGAAACUCUCCAGCAUUUCAAGAAGUCGGUUAGGCGAAGUGAAGAUGGUCGCUUUGUACUGCGUUUACCAACCAAGCCAGAGACGCAAAACUUAGGUGACAGUUUAGCGAUGGCAACCUCAAGGUUCAUUAAUAUUGAAAGAAGACUUCAACGAGAUGAACAGUUACGAGUCGAGUAUGUAAAAUUCAUGAAGGAGUACUUUGAUAUGGGACAUAUGCGAGAAGUGACGACCGAAGAAGAAUUGUUUAAAAAGGGAUACUAUUUACCACCUCAUCCGGUGCUGAAGUCUUCGAGUCUUACAACCAAGACACGAGUAGUUUUCGAUGGUUCAGCAAGAACUACAUCCGGAUUGGCACUAAAUGAUGUACUCAUGCGUGGGCCUACUGUCCAAGAGGAUAUUUUCUCAAUUCUAGUUAGGUUUCGGAAACAUCAGUACGUAAUCACGGCUGAUAUCGAAAAAAUGUUUCGGCAGAUAAUGAUAUCGCCAGAGGAUUGUCACUUACAAAGAAUACUUUGGCGUGCAAAUCCAAGUGAAAUGCUCCGAACCUACAAUCUGUUGACAAUUACAUAUGGUACGACACCCGCAUCCUUUAUGGCCACGCAAUGCUUAGUUACGCUCGCUGAAGAAAUAGAAAAGGAGAAUCCAAAGGUGGCAGAAGUAAUAAGUAGAGACUUCUAUAUGGAUGAUCUUAUGACAGGUUGUGAUACGGUAGAAGAAUGUAUGCAGUUACAAAAGCAUAUAACCGUCAUUUUGGAAUCCGCAAAGCUACCGUUAAGAAAGUGGUGUUCGAAUUCGCAUUUAAUCAUUGACAACAUAAGUGAGAACGAUAAGGAUCCUCUUUUCGUUUUAAAUUUAGGUGACGAGGAUACUGUGAAGUCAUUAGGUCUAUGCUGGCAACCAUCACUUGAUCAGUUUAAGUUUAAUAUUGCGAUUCCGUUAGAUAGAGUAACGUUGACUAAGAGAAAGUUGCUAUCAGAGCUAAAUAGGGUGUUUGAUCCAUUAGGAUUCUUGGGUCCAGUGCUCAUCAAAGGAAAGAUUUUUCUUCAACAUCUCUGGCAGCAAAAAAUUGAUUGGGAUGCACCACUACAAGCAGAUAUCCAAGAAAAGUGGAGAAAGUACUACUCUGGACUGGAGUUACUUAAGGAGCUUUGUAUUCAUCGUAAGUGCAAGUUCCAAUCUGGUGACCAAUUUGAAGUGCAUGGUUUUUGUGAUGCGUCAAUAGAAGCGUACGGAGCUUGCAUAUACAUACGGAGUUUAGAUCAUCAAGGCACAUGGCAAUCACGGUAG
Macrosiphum euphorbiae (potato aphid) is the source of this 2115-nucleotide messenger RNA. Lineage: Eukaryota; Metazoa; Arthropoda; Insecta; Hemiptera; Aphididae. The record is from the annotation of a GenBank genome assembly.